Messenger RNA from Tympanuchus pallidicinctus (lesser prairie-chicken), 2312 nucleotides. It is a transcript of the gene METTL16, whose product is annotated as methyltransferase 16, N6-methyladenosine. Gene Ontology annotation, biological process: rRNA base methylation. The transcript is spliced from 9 exons. NCBI's taxonomy places the organism in Eukaryota, Metazoa, Chordata, Aves, Galliformes, Phasianidae. The coding region runs from base 64 to 1734 and encodes 556 amino acids. The record is from RefSeq and is a predicted model, not a curated record. Gene Ontology annotation, molecular function: 23S rRNA (adenine(1618)-N(6))-methyltransferase activity. Gene Ontology annotation, cellular component: nucleus.
GCGGUGCGUGCCGGGAGGCUCUGCGGUGGGGCCGCUGGGUGCGGGCGGCGGGCUGCUCCCGCCAUGGCGCUCAACAAGUCGAUGCACGCGCGCAACCGCUACAAGGACAAGCCGCCCGACUUCGCCUACCUGGCCGGCAAGUACCCCGAGUUCCGGCAGCACGUACAGACCACCCUGGCCGGCAGGGUGAGCCUGAACUUCAAGGACCCCGAGGCGGUGAGAGCUCUGACGUGUACCCUUCUGAAGGAGGAUUUUGGACUCACCAUUGACAUCCCUCUGGAAAGGCUCAUUCCGACCGUCCCCUUGAGGCUGAACUACAUCCACUGGGUGGAGGAUCUCAUUGGCCAUCAGGAUGCUGACAAGCGAGUGCUUAGGCGGGGCAUUGACAUAGGGACAGGGGCGUCGUGCAUAUACCCAUUACUUGGAUCAACGUUGAAUGGCUGGUAUUUUCUUGCAACAGAAGUGGAUGACAUGUGCUUCAAUUAUGCCAAGAAGAAUGUGGAACAGAAUAACUUGUCUGAUCUUAUAAAAGUGGUUAAGGUACCACAGAAGACUCUUCUAAUGGAUGCGCUGAAAGAAGAAUCUGAGAUAAUUUACGAUUUCUGCAUGUGCAACCCUCCUUUUUUUGCCAACCAAUUGGAAGCGAAGGGAGUAAAUUCUCGAAACCCACGGCGCCCUCCUCCAAGUUCUGUAAAUACAGGAGGGAUCACUGAAAUCAUGGCCGAGGGGGGAGAGCUGGAGUUUGUCAAGAGAAUUAUUCAUGAUAGCUUACAACUGAAAAAGAGGUUACGAUGGUACAGUUGUAUGCUGGGGAAGAAAUGCAGUUUAGCACCAUUGAAAGAGGAACUUAAAAUCCAGGGGGUUCCUAAAGUUACUCACACAGAAUUCUGUCAAGGACGUACUAUGAGAUGGGCACUGGCAUGGAGUUUCUAUGACGAUGUGCAAGUACCUUCACCUCCCUCUAAGAGAAGAAAGCUAGAAAAACCUCGAAAACCAAUUACAUUUACAGUCUUGGCUUCUACAGUCAAAGAGUUGUCCAUCAAAGCUGCAGCGAUGGGCUGGGAUGCUGUAGAAGGCAUUGCUGUUGUUAGAGCCUGGAUAGAGAAGAUUCUUGCUGAUUUAAAGGUUCAGCAUAAGCGUGUUCCUUGUGGGAAAGAUGAAGUUAGCCUUUUUGUGACUGCCAUUGAAAACUCCUGGGUUCAUCUGAGGAGAAAGAAACGAGAGAGAGUAAGGCAAUUACGAGAACUUCCUCGAGCUUCUAAUGAUGUUCUGCAAGCAAUGGAAGAGGGAAAAAACAGUGAGAACAGUGUGAGCAACAGUUUGGACUGUGAAAAACCCAAGACUGAAGACUCUGAGCUUGUGGCAUGUGAUGAGGACGUCCACUUGACUGCAGACAAUGAGCUAAGGGACGAAUCGGCCACCAAAGAACUUAGUGAGUGUAUGGAGGAGGAGGAGAUGGAAGCAAAGCAGGCAGAAGCGUCAUUUAACGAAGGUUCCAGUAGUGCAAAGCAGGGACCUCAGCCUUCAGAGCAAACUAGUGAUCUAUCAGCUGAAAAAGGACAAAGUCCCAAGGAAACCAGUAGGUGUUUCCUCUUUAAGUGUUUAAUGAACGUGAAGAAAGAAGGAAGUGAUGUAUUAGUAGAAAUGCACUGGGUUGAAGGACAGAACAGAGACUUAAUGAACCAGCUGUGCACAUACCUACGGAACCAAGUUCUUCGGUUGGUUGCUAGUUAGCCUUUUAUCUCACUUGGGUAAAAAUGAGUCUUCAAGUUUUAUAAACUAUUUUUGAUGGUUUAAAUGGUUAGCAAAAUAAGAUUUCCUCUUAAACAUUAGUAAAAUGAAAAUUAAAGCUUUUUUUAAUGUUAAAUAGCUUUUUUUAAAAAAAAAAAACUGCAAGGAGUACAUGAAGUAUGACUUCAUGUGCAAUGAAGGACGAAGAAGUAAUAUAUCUUAUUUUUCAGUUAUAAAACUAUGUGUUGCAGUGAAACGCAUCUAUGCUGUGACCAUUUCAAAUAAUGACAAUGCUCUUUUUUUUUUUUCUUAUCUUGUGUAAUAGGUUUAUACAUUGUUAGUAUGUAGACUAGUACUUUACUGAACUAUAGACUAGUACUUUGCUGAAAUAUUUUCUUCAGUAUUUUCGUACAAAUGCAGGAAAUUGGUCUGCCUUGGGAGUUGCCUUCUGCAGCGACGAGUCCUCAGCCAGGGCUUUAAGUACACCUCUCGUCCCUUUGAUGUGAUUAGCCUUUGGCCUACAGCGUAGCAAUAUGCAUACAUCCUUUAAGCGUUGACUGAUUAAAGAAACAUUUUAGAAA